Messenger RNA from Sphaerodactylus townsendi, 1779 nucleotides. RefSeq names its product solute carrier family 38 member 11 (gene SLC38A11). The transcript is spliced from 12 exons. The record is from RefSeq and is a predicted model, not a curated record. Gene Ontology annotation, biological process: amino acid transmembrane transport. The coding region runs from base 196 to 1563 and encodes 455 amino acids. Lineage: Eukaryota; Metazoa; Chordata; Lepidosauria; Squamata; Sphaerodactylidae. Gene Ontology annotation, molecular function: amino acid transmembrane transporter activity.
GCCACCGCGCGCAUACACACGUGCUUCUGAGAAACCCGCGGGCAGAUUAACCCCUGACGGCCCGUGGCUGAUGCUUAGUCGCUGCUCUCGAUCCAGGGAGUCUCUUCGAAGUGUACACCCAUUGCCAGGUCUGGCCAAGGCAGCAGCGUGUUGACCACUGAGAGGGUCGUGGUCGGAACCGGAGCAAGCCCCGCCAUGGAGGAGCUGAGUCCACCGCACCCUUUGCGCAGCCCUGCUCACCAGGAGGACACAGAUGAAAGGACAAUCCUGGUUUAUAAACAGAGGAAUAAACAAGGAACAAGUAAUCUUUCAACAGCUGCUUUUAACAUUAUCAACUCUAUGUUAGGAUCUGGUAUAAUAGGCCUCCCUUAUUCUUUGAGGGAAGCUGGCUUUCCCUUAGGAAUAUUGCUGCUGUUGGGUGUGGCCUACAUCACAGAUUAUUCUGUGAUCUUGCUGAUUAAAGGAGGGAACCUGUCUGGUGCUAACAGCUAUCAGUCGCUGGUCAAUAAAACAUAUGGAUUUGUGGGGUAUCUUUUUCUUUCAGCUCUCCAGUUUUUAUACCCUUUUAUUGCAAUGAUUAGCUACAACAUUAUAACAGGAGAUACAUUGACAAAGGUUUUUCAGAGAAUUCCUGGAGUUGAUCAAGAUCAUUUACUUAUUAAUCGCCAUGUGGUCAUUGUGUUUGUCACCUUCAUCUUCACUCUUCCUCUUUCUCUUUACCGAAAUAUAUCAAAACUGGGAAAGGUAUCUUUACUCUCUUUGCUUUUAACAGUUAUCAUCCUGGUUGUUGGAAUUAUAAGAACAAUUACAUUUAGUUCUCAGAUACCUCAAACAGAAAAUGCCUGGGUAUUUGCAAAGCCAAAUGCAAUCCAAGCUGUCGGGGUGAUGUCAUUUGCAUUCAUUUGCCACCACAACAGUUUUUUAAUUUACGACUCUCUGAAAGAACCUACUUUGAGCAACUGGGCUCAUGUCACACAUGUGUCUGUUUCCUUUGCUGUGUUUGUCAGCCUGGUGUUUGCUACUUGUGGCUAUGUGACAUUUAGAGGAUAUACAGAAGGAGACAUAUUUGAAAAUUAUUGCAGCGAUGAUGACCUUGCUACAUUCGGAAGGUUUUGUUAUGGCAUCACUGUCAUUCUGACUUUCCCAAUAGAAUGUUUUGUUACCAGAGAGGUCCUUGCCAAUGUGUUUUUCAGUGGUAAACUCACAACUGUUUGGCAUGCCAUCUUAACAGUCAUUGUGGUGGUCAUAGCUAUGAGCAUCUCUUUAGUGUAUGACUGCCUAGGAAUCGUAUUGGAACUGAACGGUGUCCUCAGUGCUACUCCACUGAUCUUCAUUCUGCCGGCAGCCUGUUACCUGAGGCUGUCUGAGGAGCAACGGACCCAUCCCGAUAAUCUUCUGUCUUCGCUGAUCCUCGCUAUUGGUGUGCUGGUGAUGGUCGUUGGCUUUGUGAUGACUGUCCUGCGUCCCCAGGAGUGUGUCCAUGGGAAAGAAAUGCCCUACUGCUUCCCUGGAAAUUCAUCCCUCUAUAAUAAUACACCCCUCUAUAAUAAUACACCUCCCUGAGUUUAAACAAAGCCUUCUUAGCAGAAAUUUUGUGUUUUUUAGCAAGACCUGAUGAAAAAAUUAAGUUUUUAAAAUACUUAUUGGUUAGAUCUGUGUAUAACACUAGUUUAUGUGUUGUUGCCCUUUUUUAAACAUGAAAGUAAAGCCUGGGUGGGGGUUGUGUACAGAUACUUUAUUUGUUAGACUGCUGUCUGGAAUAAAUAAAAAUGAACUUUA